Molecule: messenger RNA, 321 nt
Organism: Tachysurus vachellii
Lineage: Eukaryota; Metazoa; Chordata; Actinopteri; Siluriformes; Bagridae
Product: protein zer-1 homolog
Exons: 3
Coding region: 18-311 (97 amino acids)
Cellular component (GO): Cul2-RING ubiquitin ligase complex
Source: RefSeq, a predicted model, not a curated record
GGGAUGUGUCACCUGGGAUGAACAUGGAGGAGGCCAUGGGACCACCAAGCACCGAUCCCUGUAAGAGCAGUAUCUACCCGUUCCAGGGCUUAAAGAGGCCUCUGCAGUUUCUGGGUCUUUAUAACACUACACUGUGUAACGUCAAACACAUCCCGGCCUUUAAGGUGACCGGCUCUAAGAAUGAAGAGCAGGUUCUCAACGCUAUUGAAGCUUACACUGAACAUCGUCCUGAACUCGCACACAGGGCCAUAAACCAGCUGUUUGACUUUGUCCGGAUACAACACUGUAAUAAUCUGGUCCGAGCAGUGUAGGUACACACAC